Sardina pilchardus (European sardine) is the source of this 1972-nucleotide messenger RNA. RefSeq names its product eukaryotic translation initiation factor 4E family member 1c (gene eif4e1c). The record is from RefSeq and is a predicted model, not a curated record. Gene Ontology annotation, molecular function: translation initiation factor activity; RNA 7-methylguanosine cap binding. NCBI's taxonomy places the organism in Eukaryota, Metazoa, Chordata, Actinopteri, Clupeiformes, Clupeidae. Bases 59 to 859 code for a protein of 266 amino acids. Gene Ontology annotation, biological process: translational initiation. Gene Ontology annotation, cellular component: cytoplasm; eukaryotic translation initiation factor 4F complex. The transcript has 6 exons.
CGUCGUUUGGUGACGCAUCAACGUAUGGUUGAGCAGACAGGAGAAUUUUACUGGCAAGAUGGCGACUUCGGAGCCGCGAGGAAACGAAACUGAAGAUGGUCCCAACGAGACACCCGCACCGGCACCGGCACCGGCACCGGCACCAGCACCCGCACCCGCACCCGCCGUUGCAGGUUCUGAGCAGUACAUCAAACAUCCAUUGCAGAACAGAUGGGCCUUAUGGUAUUUCAAAAAUGACAAGAGCAAAAGCUGGACAGAAAAUCUGCGUCUGAUUGCCAAGUUUGACACAGUAGAGGACUUUUGGGCAUUAUACAACCACAUACAGCAACCAAGCAAACUCGGCUUUGGCUGUGACUAUUGCUUAUUUAAGGAUGGCAUCAAGCCCAUGUGGGAGGAUGACCGAAAUAAACUUGGGGGCAGAUGGCUGAUGACCCUAAGCAAACAGCAGAGACAUAACGACCUUGACCGCUACUGGAUGGAGACGGUAAGCUGCCUGACUGUCCUGUUCCUACGUGUCUUGGGAGAAGCAUUCAAAUGUUCGCUGCACUGGUGCAGCCACCAGACUCCUAACCUGCCUGUCCUUUUACUUUUGAUUGGCUUUCAGCUUUUGUGUUUAAUUGGCGAGUCUUUUGAUGAGGCCAGUGAAGACGUGUGUGGAGCUGUGGUCAAUGUCAGGCCGAAAGGAGAUAAAAUAGCCAUCUGGACUGGCAACUGCCAAAACAGGGAAGCCAUUAUGACGAUAGGGCAACAAUACAAAGAGCGAUUGAAUAUUCCCGGCAAACUUCUCAUCGGCUACCAGUCACACGAUGACACCUCUAGCAAAAGUGGAUCCACAACGAAGAACAUGUAUUCAGUUUGAAGAAGAUUAAUUACAAUUGUUGUAGGUUUAUGAAAUUAUCAGAUUGCAUCACACAUGAAUAAUUUUGAGUUGUCAACUACUGUAGUGUCCUUCCUUUUAAACAGAAAGAGUGAGGGAAAAAAACAAUAUUCAGCACGUAAAUGUGAAACUCAAACUUGCUGUUGAACACCUUCAGUAGCUGGGCUCAUCAAAGGGUGCUAAAUGACCUAGAAGUUUGAGGGACUGCACCAGUUAAAAAUAUUGAAAAUGGGCGAUAUGUUACUGAUUUCUUUUCAGUUUAGAAUUAAAAAAAAAAUAGAUGAGACUAAUACCACACAUCCCUGGCAAAAGAGGUUGUAAGGUUCAUUGUUAAAAAGGAAACCAACUUUCUUGGCUUUAACCUGUUAUCUCUUGUGUGUCAUGUUACAAAGUGUUACAAAUGUUUUGUCACUACUGGGGUUUACAAACGGAAGGAGUAAUGGCAACUUUCAUCCACCCAGCAAUUUUAAGGGCCACAGUAGUUUUAACAUGUAUCAUUUUUGGAGGUGUUUGGCAUGAGAGGCAGAAGCGCCUGCAGACUGACUAUCUUAAAAGGUUUGUAAAAGUUGGCCUGAGUUUCUCUCUAUGUUUGGUAUUUGCCAGGAGAGACCACUUAUUGUUUCAGCCAUGCUGAAAUUGUGAAAAGACUUGCUUGUAGAACUGUUUUGAAAUCUUGUGUGUGCCCCCUUCCCCCUCCCCCCUCCCCCUACAUCUAUUUAUGGUAUAUGCAUUGCAGUUGAGCUAUUCAGUGGGAGGAAGACCAUGAAAGGAAAAAAAAAACUUUUUUUGUUAACUUUUCUUUUUCCCAUUUUUGAAGAGGUUAGGAAUGUGGACUACUGCUUAAUGUAGAAACAUUUUUUUACAGUAUAUUUUACAGUAACCUGCCUGGUCACCCUUGCUUUUUAGGUGUGCUUUUCACUGUUUUCUUUUCCUAAAACUAGACUUUUUUUCACGUUCGCAAUACUUUCAGGAUCAGUGCGAAUGAAGAGAGGCUACUCAUUGUGAAAUGAUUUUGCUCAUAUUGUAUCUUUAUUAUCUGUAAUUCCAGGAUGUAUAUUACCUUCUUUCAAGUAAAGAUUAAGUGCUUUGCAUUAA